GUGAACCAGAUGGUCGCUCCGUUAGCUAGCGGAGGUUAGCCGGGACUUGCUAACUUCAAAUCCAGAGGGUUUCGCCUGCACCUACACCACAAAGCGGAUGCGGCUCCACUUCACUUCAGAAGGAAGUGCGACGUCAGCAGGCUGCUGUGUGACUGAGUCGCUCGGACCCUGAUUUGCCCUGAAGUACACUUGGAUGCACGUGCACCUACUUCUCCUGCUCCACAGACUUCUGCUGACCCAUGCACUAAUCUGACACAUGUGCACAACCUCUGACACACUGGUUAGCCACAGCAAACACAGUUGCUGACCAGGUCUGCACAUGCACAGGGUUACUGGGAACCAUACUGCAAACAUUGCCAUGCCUCUCCUCCCGUCUCUUCAACUCUUCACCGCUCCUCCCCUCUGCAUACCUCUGGAGCUGCACAGAACUUCUCGGCUCCUUCUGAAUUUUUUGUUUGUGCAAGUCACACUGAGGAACACCACCGCUCUCCAUCUGAGCCACUGAGUCGUGCACACUCAUCAGAUUUCAGCAUCGAUAGCCCUAGGAUACAAUGUAUGGAACUAAUUUUUACCGUAUCUAAUUUUUGGAUGGAUUAAUCUCAUUGUAAUGAUGACCACUGCCUCCUCCUCAAUUACUUGUGAUUUCAAGCCCAGAAUACAUUUGCCAACAGAGAUGUUCACUCAUUAAUUUUUCUGGAUAUACCGGGCUCCUCUACGGACAUGCAUGCUCUAUUAGGAUAUUAGAAAAUACAACUGUGCUUACAUCUAAAAGACAAAAGUCGCAAUAAGGGAUAUACACUAAUAUAUAUCUAUCCUGCAAACAAAAUGGCUCCAUUUAAGCCAAAUCAGACGAUAAUGGAAGGUGAAGCAGAGGAGAGGGAAGGUUCUGAUCUUCCAGUGAAGAGAAAACCUAAGGACGACGAAGAAGAGAGUGUGCAGGAGGUGGAGGGCAGAGCUGUGCCGAUCCCUCUGCAUCGCUGGGUGAUGCACGGGGCGGUGAUGUUUGGACGUGAGUUCUGCUACGCCAUGGAAACAGCCCUGGUCACACCCGUGCUGCUGCAGAUAGGCCUUCCUGAGCAAUACUACAGUUUAACCUGGUUCAUCAGUCCUAUACUCGGUCUCCUCUUCACACCGUUGAUCGGCUCAGCCAGUGACCGAUGCACUCUGCGAUGGGGCAGAAGACGACCAUUCAUUCUGGCCUUGUGUGUUGGUGUGCUAAUGGGAGUGGCCCUGUUUUUAAAUGGCUCAUUGCUAGGCCUUUCCCUUGGCGACAGCCUCAACAACCAGCUCAUUGGCAUCGUCCUUACUGUAUUAGGUGUGGUGGUGCUGGACUUCAGUGCUGAUGCGUCUGAAGGACCAAUCAGAGCUUACCUUCUGGAUGUUGCUGACACUGAGGAGCAGGAUAUGGCCCUGAAUAUUCAUGCCUUCUCUGCUGGGCUCGGUGGAGCAGUGGGCUACAUGUUGGGUGGCCUGGACUGGACUGGCACAGCUCUGGGCCAAACAUUUAAGUCACAGGAACAAGUUCUUUUCCUGUUUGCGGGGAUCAUCUUCAUUAUCUCGGUCAUACUGCAUAUGUUCAGCAUCCCUGAGCGACCUUUCGCUCCAUCUAACCUGCUUAAAGUCACAGAAAGUGGGGAUUCUACCAGCCAGUUGUCUUUUAGGCCUGUCGGCCACGCACCUUUGCUUGAUGUGAUUGCAGAGGAGGAUGCUCAAGCCACAUCCCAGGAGAAUAACGAAUCAGACCCAGAAGAGAGCGAAAUGGAUUUCCUUACUGUGGAGAGAGUGCGAAGUAAAAGCGACUCAAUUUUAGCCAUGGCAGUGUCCACGAUCGAGCUGGAUCCUGACCUUCACCCAGAUACACAGCUUUUCAUUCCAGAGAUGCAUCACUUUACAUCAGAGCGUCAGGGAGAGCUCGAACAUGCUUUCAAGUCAUCAGACCACAGAAUAUGGCAGUCGUCUCCGCCUGGUGGAUCUUCCGCCCUGACUGAUGUGAUGAUCUUAGAACCAAAAUACCCUGAGCAAAAGGAUCCAACAAACUGUCCUCGUUCUCUGCCUCAGAGCAGUUCUGGCCAUGAGGGCUUACAUCAGAGACAGCAGGUCAAGGCUGCCAAUGGUAUCAAUACUUGCGUAUCCUCUCCUGAUCACACCAAUACAGAGAAAGGCCAUGCUUCCAGUAAGCCCGGGACCCGCCUCCUGAGCACAUCAUCGAAGCCACACCGACACACCUUUUACAGACAACCUUCCUUUACUUUCUCCUACUACGGACGAGUCGGAUCGCAGCGCUUUCGACUUCGACGGACGACACCUUCGAGCCCUCGGCAAAUCACCACUACCCGGAGUCUGAAUGACCUGAGUGAUCUCGGGGGGCACACAGACCGGAAACUUUUGCAGCUGUCAGCCAGCAGUCUGUCUUCUGAGGGCUCAAGCAGUGAGGGAGAACCAGACAGGGGGACAACUGUUCGACUGCUGUGGUUGUCCAUGUUGAAGAUGCCAAGGCAGCUGUGGAGAUUGUGCAUAUGUCACCUCCUCACAUGGUUUGCCUAUAUAGCUCAAGCUGUGUUUUAUACAGAUUUCAUGGGACAAGUCAUCUUCAACGGAGACCCCACGAUACAUCGUUGGAACUCUCGGAUUUUCAAUAGGAACUGCAAUAAUGGCGAUCUUCCCUAAUGUCUAUGUUGCCAUGGUGAUGAUCAGCGGCAUGGGCAUCAUCUCCAUGAGUAUCUCCUACUGUCCCUAUGCAUUACUUGGGCAGUAUCAUGAAAUCAAAGAGUACAUUCACCACAGUCCAGCAAACACUCGAAGAGGUUUUGGUAUUGACUGCGCCAUCUUAUCAUGCCAGGUCUAUAUUAGUCAGAUUUUGGUUGCAUCGGCCCUCGGAGCUGUGGUGGAGGCAGUUGGCAGCGUGCGUGUCAUUCCUAUAGUGGCCUCUGGAGGCUCCUUCCUUGGCUUCCUUACGGCUUGUUUCCUUGUCAUUUAUCCCGAUAUGGAGCCCAGCAGCUCGCCGCCGGACAAGGGUGUGGCGGGUUUUUCUGUAGAAUCAAAACAGAAUGGAGAAAGGACCAGUGACCAGAGACUGGCUCUGCUGAACCUCACAGACCAAGAGGAUUUGCAGAACACAGAGAAUUACUCUGUUGCCUAAGUAUGAACAAGGAAACACUGAUCAAGGCUUAUCCUCAUCAGGUACAAGCCACAGCAUGUGAGGAGUAUACCAAAUUCAUCUAAUUCACAUUUUUGAUGGUCUGCGCUUUUCUGGAGGAGGAAAGAGUAGAGGACUGACGGGAAGAACAAGCUCAGUGUUGUGCUGCUCUGCUUGUUUUGAAGCUACCUCAACCUUAAAACAAAUCAAUGUUUGGAUGGAUGAUGAUAAAUUGUUUAAACCCAAGAGAGUCACAAGACUGGGUUUCUAUGAUGCUAUACAGAGGCAGCUGGACUUGUUGGUUCACUUCUCAUCUGAGAGGCUUCUGUAACUUAACCGAGCUGCUUGUUAAAUGCUUUUUUCUGAUCUGACAUUGACGUCUGUCCCGGGUGAUCCGAUCAUGCAUGACCGGACACGUUAAAGAAAUUGCUUAUUACUCAACUGACAUCCUCUGGCCACAGGCAGUUUCAUAAUGAACCCAAAAAUAUUUUACUCUUGUCAGUAUUUCGCAGGAUUUGACUUAUUUGAAGAAGUCGGCAGUUUGAUUAUUAUCAAAAAAAAAUUUAAUACUAUUUCAACACCCACCCUAUACAAUCAUUCACCUUCUCACCAACAUAUUGACAAUAAACUGUCUCAAAACAGCACAACAUGUUUGGUCUAACAGAUGUGAUGUUUGUUUGAAUUUGCAUAUAGAGGAGAUACCAGGUGUAAACGUGGCUCCAGAGAGUUGUUGAAGUCACAUGUGAGCUGCUGACUCUUCACAGACAUGUGACCUGUGAUUUAGUUUGACUGCUGAAACUAACUUACCUCAGACUGCUGAAGUAAACUCUUUCUUUUGUUGCGAAAACAUAAAUGGGAAGCACAGAGCACUUUCUGUCUCACUACUGAACAGUGCUUUCACACUGAUCUUACAGAGUGAUGUAAAGUUUGACACUUCACUUCAUAAGGGCUGCUCUAUAACUGCUUAGUAGACAAUCAUAACACUGUAGCAAUGUUAGUCUGUGUAACUCUGCCCAAUUCUGGAUGUUAAUAUUUGUUCCAAUCUGUUGUUUUCUAACUGCCCCACAGUUUCCAAAGGUCAGGCUUCUACAGUUGUUACAGAAUGACACAUAACUGUUUUUUUUAUUCAUUUCCGAGUCACAUUUAUGACUUAAGAACCUGUUAGUGUGCUCUUUUCUUAUAUUUAUUUGUUUCUUGCCUUAAUAGAAACACAUAAAAUCUGAAUGCCAUGCUGUUGCUUUGCUAUCACUGUGAAUUCCCUCUGUAAAUGGUAGCUAAUUUAUAAUGGCCUCUCAAAUGGGAUUUCAAGUGGUUUGGGUUUUUAGUGGAAUUGUGUUGCAGGGGGAUUUUUGUUUUGCUCUGUUUGAAUUAUAUUUUUAAAUAUACAUUCCAAACACAGUUGAAAUGGGGCACUAGUUAAAGACGUGCCUCGGCUAAUCACAAAGCCUCUGUCAUAUACAGACUUAAACAAGAAACCUUUGUCAUCAGUAAAAGGACUUUGUACUUUGUGCUUUGUUCAGGAUGCCUUGCUUUGUGUUGUUUGCCUUUGUGAGACUUUAACAGCUAUGAAACUUUCGUGCUGUAGGGAGAUUAACUCUUACUCCCAUGCUGCCACAGAGUCUGCUAAGUACUGUUCAGUGUUUAGUCUCUAUCUCCAACCCUUGAACACAUAUUCAGCUUCCCAAAUCUAAUAAGCUCCAGACAUCAGGGUAGACUCUACUCUGUGAAUGCUUUUCUUCAGUAAAACCUUAUCACUGUUGAGAGUUGGAGUAAAUGCCCAGAGCCUUAAAAUCACUGAUGAGAGCAUUAUCUGUUUAAUUUUGGAGAUUUAUGUCACAUGGUCUGUAAAAAUGCUGCAUAUUGAACGUUAGACAGGAGAGCUUCUAUGCAAGGCCAGCGUCUGAUCUACAGGAUGCAAACUUGAAAAUCCCUUGGCUGCUUGUUUUGACCUUCAAAUUACAGGAUGCAGUGAAGACAUUCCACAGAUUUUUAGAUUUCAAUAUGUUUAUUGUCAAUGAGCUCUGUAGUGACAUUUUUACUGUAUUUAUCAGUCAUCGGACAAUGCUCUCUAUUUAUGGGGACCUUUUAUUACUUCUAACUAUGCCAGUGCUUUGCCUGUCAUGACAGAAACACAUAUUUUAUGGUGUGUUCACUGUCAUUUAGUAUUUAAGGCCUCAAGAUUUACGCAACCUGAUUUACAAAGGGAACAUCCUCAUUCUGUGGAUUUCUGCGUCUACUGACAAGUGCUGAGAUAAUCGGUCCGAGCUAAGAUAUUAAAUCACUAAUUUCUAACUGUAAAUAAAGCAGAGACUCUGUGAGUGUAUGAGCCAUUGUGUUCAAAUAGGGAAUUGUUCAGAGAAUGUUUUUGACUAAGAGGCAAGGGUUCACAGUUUUGUCAGUGUUAGGAAUUCAAUUUUGUAAUCUUUAUGUUAUUCUACCGAUAAGGCACGAGCACAGGAAGUAUCCAGCCUGGAAUCUGAUUUUAAAUCUUUCUUUUCACUUUAUUCGUCAGUAAAUUGAAACACAGAGUUUUCUGUACAGAUUCUGUCUCUAUUACAAUAACACAGUUUUUCAUUGGAAACUACUGAAUGAGAAAAAUAAUUAUUUGUGACCUGAUUUUAUAAAAAUGUUAUGAGACGUUUGGGAUGAUGGUCUAUGUCACUGGUGUGGUUUAAUUUGCUUCUUGCUGCUGUACAGAAUUUUGUAGAACAAAAUCUUGGUAUUUAAAACCAAUUAUUUGAAAAAAAGAGACUGACAACACUA
Messenger RNA from Limanda limanda (common dab), 5899 nucleotides. RefSeq names its product solute carrier family 45 member 4-like. Lineage: Eukaryota; Metazoa; Chordata; Actinopteri; Pleuronectiformes; Pleuronectidae. Gene Ontology annotation, biological process: transmembrane transport. Gene Ontology annotation, molecular function: sucrose:proton symporter activity. The record is from RefSeq and is a predicted model, not a curated record. Gene Ontology annotation, cellular component: membrane.